Molecule: messenger RNA, 1659 nt
Organism: Hymenoscyphus albidus
Lineage: Eukaryota; Fungi; Ascomycota; Leotiomycetes; Helotiales; Helotiaceae
Source: the annotation of a GenBank genome assembly
GUGGACGUCCCUCGGUUCAUGGACGUCACCAGAUUCAAUUGAAACAACCUUGGAACCCCGACUCCAACUUGCCUACUUGGUACUCGAUUGGUACCAAGCUCCGUCACGGUGGAAAAGUCGAGAAAUGCCUCUGGACCGUCCUAUUCCGGCCUUCUAUUGCUGCUAUCUUCUGAGGUCGACGGUGAGCCACGGUAGUGUUUAUGUUGGCUCAACGCCACAUCCAGGUAUUUACAUCACCAUUUCAUGGACGACCGACGACUGAUGUAUAUACCUCAGUGCGACGACUUCGCCAACAUAAUGGCCUCGCAAAGGGCGGUGCAAGUCGAACUGCACGGCCGAGACUGAGGCCAUGGGAGAUGGCAUGUAUUAUUACUGGCUUCCCAAGCAACAUAGCAGCUUUACAAUUUGAGUAAGUAAAUAUUGACACGUGAUUAUCACGGCAUCACGUGUAGGGGUAGAGUUGAAAAGCCUGGAAGUCACUUCUCUUUCAACACCAUCUUUCUAUCAAGAUCAAGUCGAUUUUGGAACGUUUCAUGUAGUGCUCAUUUAGUUCAAGCAGAAAGACCAUAUUGAUCUUCAAACAUUGACUACCCAUCAUCCAAUUCUACACUUCAAGUUACUAAUUUCUCCAGAUGGGCCUGGCAAAACCCACACAUCACUUUACACAUUGCGCCCGAAGACAGAAUCCAAGGCGCAACAAAGAAGAAACGAUCGGGCCACCCAAAAAGACCUCGCCAUACAGUGAGCUCAUUGUUAUCGAAUCUACAUCUUCUGCUCCGUUCACCAUCCUUUUCUCGAUGGCCGUUGGAAAUCCGAUUCUUCUCCAAGGAUGUCCAUAAUACAUGGACGAAAUGGAUCAAGUCGACACCCGAGACCAUACGAGAUUCUAUACAGAUCCAUCAAGAAUUCUUAAACGAGAAUAACAACGGCUCGGUCGUCGAAGACGUCGAUAAGGAACCCGGCCAAGAAGCAGUCUAUACAAGAAUGUCACAUAUCCCCAUUGACUAUACAGGUGAAAAAGAACAUCUUUUUAAAUCAAAAGAUAUUAUCGACUUCGAGAGAGAGGGCGACUGUGCUGUGUGCCAUGAGACACUCCAGUCUGGUGGGGGCAUGCACAUCAUCUGUCCCGCCUCUGAAUGUGAGGCAGUUUCCCAUGUAAGUUGCUUGGGUAAGCAUUUUUUGAAAGACGACGACGAUGAGUUGGUCCCAAUUCGGGGGCAUUGCCCAAGUUGCAAGACUCAACUAAUUUGGGUUGAUCUUGUGAAAGAGAUGAGUCUCCGUGUCAGAGGCCAGAAGGAGGUAGAAAAUCUUUUAAAAGUAAAAAGAUCAAGAAAGGGCAAAGGGAAAGCAUCAUCACAAGCUAUAAUAGCAGAUUCGGAUGCAGAGGAGUCCGAAAAUGAACUGGAAUUGGAGGAAGAGGAGGAGGAGGAAGACGCCGACUUGGUGGACAUUAUCACAAAGCCCUCCCAAUUACCGGAAGGUGACAGUUGGAAUGUCAUUGAUGACUAUGACGCAUCUGAUAUGGAAUCAAUUGCCAGUAUGGCUAGCAACAUGUCCCAAAAAACUGCCGCAAUUCGUAGCCAGAAAGGAGGUGCAGCGCUUGGCAGGAUCGUGGAGGAUAGUGAUUGUGAUUGGGAUGAAGUGGAGGUACUGGAUUGA